GUCAAAAUUCCUAUAACCUUACUUUUCCUUCCAGUUAAUUAUUUUCUAAAACACUUACCUACGAUUUAAUAAAUAAAAUGUUAAAUUUACAAAGAAGCCUCACGUGUUUAAUAUGCCGGAGAAGAUCAGUGCACACGUCGCCCGUUUUGACGACAUUCUGGGAGAAAGACGACAAAGGGGGCUACAGGGACUGGAAGAAAAUGCCUCCACUGAAGGACCAACUGCGAGAAGGCCUGAAAGACCUGAAAACCGAAAUAGGCGUGUGGGCCCAAGAAAUGAAAGAAAGGUUCGAAGGCGAUCCCAUACUAAUUUUCAGGCCGGGCGAAGUGGACGUGCAAUGGCGCUUCGGAACAACCGAGUCUUUGAACAAAUGGAUGGCCACCAGCGAUGCCGAUAAUAACGAAGGCUUCAGCACAUGCUCUUUAACCCUAACUAAAGAAGGAAAAGGCCUUUUCUCAGGUACAUUGGAUAAGCGGAUACCCAAAGAUGGAAAAGUUAAACGAUCCGGUUAUUGCAGUAUGAAAUCUCUAAGAGUUAGGAAAUCAUUUAAAAGGGACUCCCACUUGGAUUGGACUCCUUACAAUAUGCUGGUGAUGAGAGUUCGAGGAGAUGGAAGGUCGUAUUUGUUAAAUAUCCACGCGAAAGGUUACCAUGAUUUAACGUGGAAUGACAUGUACCAUUUCGUUUUGUUUACCAGAGGCGGGCCUUAUUGGCAAGUAGCCAGGAUUCCUUUUUCGAAGUUUUACUUUGGCUCUAAAGGCCGAAUACAGGAUAGACAAGUGUCGGUGCCUUUGGAUAGAAUAGCCAGUUUUGGAAUAACAGCCGGUGAAAGGUGGGGAGGCGAUUUCCAUUUAGAAAUCGAUUAUAUUGGAGUUGAAUUCGAUCCGAAUCAUAGAGAAGAAUUCGCUUAUGAAAUGUAUAAAACGGAAAGUGGAAUUGCUUCUACGUAAUACAAGUUUUCAAUAAAGAUGGUGCAACUAUAGGUGAUUACUAGGUACUAUAAAGAUGAAUUAAACGUCGGAUUUUCGCGCUGUAAUCCGAUAAAAUAAUAAUUUGUGCUGCCUGUUUUUAGGUAAUUACAUGAAUAAAUUGUUAAUUAUUAAAUUUGGUAUUUCUAAAAAAGACCAACAAUUUAUA
Molecule: messenger RNA, 1137 nt
Organism: Phyllotreta striolata
Lineage: Eukaryota; Metazoa; Arthropoda; Insecta; Coleoptera; Chrysomelidae
Source: the annotation of a GenBank genome assembly